AUGCAUCGGGAAGAUAUGAUGCAAUUCGUAUAUAUGCCGCGGUACUACAACAUCGAGUACCAGAAUGAUUUUUGGAAUGGCCUCUCAAAAGCGGAAGUGCUCUCCUUCAUCCUGGACAAACUUGAGAUUGGAAACGAUCCGUAUGUUAAAGUUAUGAGGCAAAAGAACGACCCGAGGAAUCAGCAGAAACUUUUCGACGCCAUAACUAAAAGGAAAACCCCUUGCCUUGAGCAGUUGACAAAAUGUUCCAAUAGGAUGGCAGUCAUCCAUGAAGAGCUUGGCCCCUGGGCUGCGAACAGUUUCCUUACUCGCUGCAUGAAACAGCUCCGGGAUAAAUACUCCAAUAGCCCCGAGACAAAUUGGACAGAUUGGGAUCGAGAAGAUCACUUGUACAUCACCAGUGUGCUAUCACAGGUAACCCCUUCAAAUCUUGAUGAGUACUUGGAUGUUGAACCAAACGAAGUAUCUACAAAGGUAAAUAAAUUGAUUGAUUUUCUGGAGAACGAACACGUCAACGGAUCUAUUGGAAUAAUCUUUGCUCGAGAACGAUCGACUGUCGUCAUGCUCACGCAUUUGCUGUCUCUGCACCCGCGCACGAAGCAUAUUGGAACGAUUGCUUUUUUAGGAAGCUCGUCCUUUGCUUCUCGAAAAUCUGACAUUACAGAACUGCAUAAUACCAAAGCGCAGAUGACUGCUCUGGAUGACCUUCGCAAUGGCAAGAAAAAUCUUAUCAUAGCAACGUCUGUCCUCGAAGAGGGUAUCGACGUGCCGGCCUGCGAUCUUGUUAUCUGUUUUGACUUUCCCCAGAACCUAAGGUCUUUCAUACAGCGGAGGGGAAGAGCAAGGAAAAAGGGGUCUAAAUUUGCUCUUUUCGUUGAUAUACAGGAUCACGCGGCCAUUAGCACGCUAAAGGCAGUGGAAGAAACAAUGAAAGGUUUAUACCUCGAAAACGAAAGGACGCUAGAGGAACUCCAGCUCUUGGAGGAAGCUGAGGAGGAUGGAUAUGAUGGCUUCCGCAUUAAGUCAACAGGGGCCCUGCUUACACUAUCAAAUGCUCGAAACCACCUUUCACAUUUUUGUGGGAUCCUAGCCUGUGAAUACGCAGAUACAGAGCCUACAUUCAUGGUCCAAGGCGAUGAAUUAAGCGGGCUUUCGGCUAAGGUUAUUCUACCCAAUUUCUUUGAACCUCGCCUCCGAGAAUUUCGCGGAAUCUCAACGUGGAGGACAGAAAGGAUGGCUAAGAGAGAUGCUGCAUUCCAAGCAUACGUAGCGCUAUAUAAAGCAGGGCUAGUCAAUGACUAUCUGAUGCCCAUAAACCAUCGAGAAAACAGCGCAGAUGAUGUUGGUAGCAUGGAACGACCGAGUUUUGCGAAUGUGUCGGAUAUUUUUGACCCUUGGGCAACUGUUGCAAAUCAAUGGCAGAAAGCAACUGAAUUAUAUCAAAGUGUCAUCGAGAUAAGCACCGACUCCCAAGUUAUUUCCCCAAUGCUUAUGGUUCUCCCGGUAGGGUUACCAUGUGAUAUUUCAUUCAGGCUCUUUUGGGACGAAAAUACUACUUUCCUGGUUUCUGCCACAAGGACGACUCAAAAAUUUGCGGCUGAACUUGUCAGCCUUGCUGCCGAUACGACCUCGAUUCUUCUCUCGUCUUUGUUCUCUCAAAAAAUGAUGCCUGGAAAACUAGACUUUUCUUGGUUAUUUUUACCUCGCAUGGACUUAAUCGAAUCCUCUAUUAAGGAAUGGUGCAAAUCUGUCCGAGGAAAGAUCUUUUUAAACGAUAUCGAAAAGGAUUCGACCGCCCUCAAGGCCCUUGGCCUUGUGAGACGAAUUGAUAAUAGAUCGCGGCCUUUUACCUUUGAGGAUCUGGUAUGGAAAUAUAUUGAAAAUGAAGCGACUGAUGGAGCCAACGUCAAUGAGGAAGAUACCGCCAGCUGCGAGGUGCUACAUGUCGAAGGCAAAGUGUGGCCUAAACGCACUGAUUUUUUGCAUCCGGUAGCAAAUUUGGAUACCUCCAAAAUGCAUCAUACUGCAAAAUGUUUCCACCCAGCGAGUGAAUGCACGAUCGAUAAACUACCAAUACAAUAUACCCGAUUUACAUUGUUUAUCCCUUGCUUAAUACAUAAUAUCGAGAAGACCCUAAUUGCGGAUGAGCUAGCUCGAACGAUUUUACGUCCAGUCAAGUUCAGUGACCUAUCACUUGUUUUAACAGCCAUUAGCUCAUCUGUUGCUCGGGAGGCCUCCAAUUACCAGCGUCUAGAAUUUUUGGGAGAUAGCCUCUUAAAGUUAUAUACAUCAAUCGAGCUCGCUGCAAAAAACCUGCAAUGGCCAGAAGGACUUUUGACAAGCAGGAAAAGCCAUGUUGUCUCAAACAGCCACCUGGCAAAAGCAGCGACAGAGACAGGGCUGGAUAGGUUCAUCCUCACGAAGCCCUUCAGCGGCGCUAAAUGGCGUCCUUCAUACAAUACAGAUCAUGUCCACGCUGGCGACGAAGAGGGAUCACCGAGAGUGAUGUCUACCAAAGUGUUGGCAGACGUUGUUGAAGCUCUAAUUGGCGCAGCAAACAUUGACGGGGCUGAUGAGAAAACAUUGGAUUGUUUGAAAGUGUUCCUUCCAGAAAUCAACUGGUCUCCGUUGGAUGAAAGCGUUGGCCUCCUUUAUCGCAAUGCGACCGAUUCUGGCGACGAGUAUAGUAUGGUCUUGCCAGAAAUCGAGGAACUCUUGGGAUACACUUUCACCAAGAAGUCUCUCGUUUUGGCUGCAUUGACCCAUCCGAGCAGCACCACCUCCCGCCACUCCUACCAACGACUCGAAUUUAUCGGUGACUCGGUGUUGGAUAUCAUAGUAGUCCAAGCCUUAUUCGGAUCACCGAGGGAGUUCGCACAUUAUAAUAUGCAUCUUAUGCGCACGGCACUGGUCAACGCGGACUUUUUGGCUUUUUUAUGCAUGAACGUAUACGUGGAAAAGGAUCGAGGCGAAGCGGUAGAGAAUAUCAAGAAAAAGGUGAAAAUUGAAAUGACAAAACGGAAAAGCCACCUUUGGGGAUUUAUGAAGCACUCACAGUCCUGGGAUAUCGUUCAUGCCCAAAAUAGCGCCAUAAAACAACACGAAGAACUGCAAGAGGAAAUCAAUGAGAGGCUAAACUCAUCGCAAUCGUACCCCUGGACACUCCUUUGUCGUCUGGAUGCAGCCAAGUUCUUCUCAGACAUCAUCGAAAGUAUCCUCGGCGCGAUCUUCAUCGACUCUCAAGGUUCGAUGAGUGCAUGCGAGGCCUUCCUUGAACGCAUCGGAUUGAUGCGGUAUGUGAGAAGGGUCUUGUCCGAGAACAUUGAUUUCAUGCAUCCAAAGCAGCGAUUGGGCCACUUGGCCAACGCCCUUUCAGUCCGGUACGAGACCAAGCAGACUCUGGAAAGCGAGGCGCGACGAUGGGAGUGCACCGUUCGUGUAGGAGACGAGGAGAUUGUGCGUGUUGGAGACGGCAUCAGUAACAUAGAGGCCGAGACUAGAGCCGCUGAGGCCGCCGUGGCCGUUUUGCGAACAAGGGAAUGCAGAAAUGAGAGUCAAAUGCCAGAUGAUGGGAUGUCGGAAUAA
Uncinocarpus reesii 1704 is the source of this 3585-nucleotide messenger RNA. RefSeq lists its product as uncharacterized. Gene Ontology annotation, molecular function: RNA binding; ribonuclease III activity. The record is from RefSeq and is a predicted model, not a curated record. Gene Ontology annotation, biological process: siRNA processing. The transcript is spliced from 2 exons. Lineage: Eukaryota; Fungi; Ascomycota; Eurotiomycetes; Onygenales; Onygenaceae. Bases 1 to 3585 code for a protein of 1194 amino acids. Gene Ontology annotation, cellular component: cytoplasm; nucleus; RISC complex.